AGGCGGCCCGGUCUCUUUAAGGCUUCGCCGCGCCUGCGCCUUGGGUUUCCCUGACGCGGCCGGGCCGGACCCCGGAGGAGCCCGCAGGCGGACCGGCGAGGGGUCGGCUGGUAGUUGAGGUCGCCGCUGCUCCCGAGGGGCGCCGGGUGGUCGGAGACACCCUGAAUUCCCGAGCCAGCGCGACGCUCAGGGCGAAGAGAGCGGCCGGCGGAACCCGGAGCGGGGCCGAGGCGCUGAGACGCGGCGGCGCGGCUGCCGGCUGGAUGGGAAGUUAAUGUUUACGCCGGAGUCCACCCUACGUCUCCAAGGUGGCGACAGACAAGGUUGCAGAAAAGCUGAGUUCUACUCUCUCAUGGGUGAAGAACACGGUAUCACAUACAGUCAGCCAGAUGGCCAGUCAGGUGGCCAGUCCAUCUGCUUCAUUACAUACUACAUCCUCAUCUACCACACUGUCAACACCAGCCCUUUCACCAUCUUCCCCAGGACAGUUGAGCCCUGACGACUUAGAACUACUGGCUAAGCUGGAGGAACAAAACAGAUUGUUAGAGACGGAUAGUAAGUCAUUAAGAUCAGUAAAUGGGUCAAGAAGAAACAGUGGCUCCUCCCUUGUGUCAAGUUCAUCAGCCUCAAGCAACCUCAGCCACCUUGAAGAAGAUUCUUGGAUUCUUUGGGGAAGAAUUGUUAAUGAAUGGGAAGAUGUGCGAAAAAAGAAGGAAAAACAAGUUAAGGAACUUGUUCGUAAAGGAAUACCCCACCACUUUAGAGCAAUAGUUUGGCAACUUUUAUGCAGUGCACAAAGUAUGCCAAUUAAGGAUCAGUAUUCAGAGCUCCUGAAAAUGACCUCACCUUGUGAAAAAUUGAUCCGAAGGGACAUUGCUAGAACUUAUCCUGAACACAACUUUUUUAAGGAAAAAGAUAGCCUUGGACAAGAGGUUUUAUUUAAUGUAAUGAAGGCCUAUUCUUUAGUGGACCGUGAGGUUGGUUACUGUCAAGGAAGUGCAUUUAUAGUUGGAUUAUUGCUAAUGCAGAUGCCAGAAGAAGAAGCUUUCUGUGUAUUUGUUAAAUUAAUGCAAGAUUAUAGACUUCGUGAACUUUUUAAACCAAGUAUGGCAGAAUUGGGCCUUUGUAUGUACCAGUUUGAUGGCAUGAUACAGGAACAUCUUCCAGAGCUCUGUGUACAUUUUCAAUCUCAAAGUUUUCAUACCUCAAUGUAUGCAUCAUCCUGGUUUCUGACUAUCUUUCUUACAACUUUUCCACUCCCAAUUGCAACAAGGAUAUUUGAUAUCUUUAUGUCUGAGGGUUUAGAAAUAGUGUUUCGAGUAGGAUUAGCACUUCUUCAGAUGAAUCAGGCAGAAUUGAUGCAACUCGACAUGGAAGGGAUGUUACAGCACUUUCAGAAGGUCAUUCCACAUCAGUUUGAUGGUGGCCCAGACAAAUUAAUCCAGGCAGCUUACCAAGUCAAAUAUAACUCAAAAAAAAUGAAAAAGCUUGAAAAAGAAUACACUACAAUAAAAACUAAAGAAAUGGAAGAACAAGUUGAAAUUAAAAGAUUACGCACAGAAAAUAGACUUUUAAAACAGCGCAUUGAAACAUUAGAAAAAGAAAGUGCUUCCUUGGCAGAUAGAUUGAUACAGGGACAAGUGACAAGAGCCCAGGAGGCUGAGGAAAACUACCUCAUAAAACGGGAGUUGGCCACCAUCAAACAGCAGAGUGAUGAGGCCAGUGCUAAGCUGGAGCAAGCUGAAAAUACCAUCAGGAAGCUCCAGCACCAACAACAAUGGCACAAAUGCAGUUCCAACUACAAUGAAGACUUUGUGCUGCAGCUAGAGAAGGAAUUGGUCCAAGCACGUUUGAGUGAAGCUGAGUCUCAGUGUGCGCUAAAGGAGAUGCAGGAUAAAGUUCUGGAUAUAGAAAAGAAAAACAACUCUUUUCCUGAUGAGAAUAAUAUUGCAAGGCUUCAGGAAGAACUCAUUGCUGUGAAACUGAGAGAAGCAGAAGCUAUCAUGGGCUUGAAAGAACUUAGACAACAAGUCAGAGAUUUAGAGGAACACUGGCAGCGCCACUUAGCUCGUACUACUGGUAGAUGGAAAGAUCCGCCUAAGAAAAAUGCUGUGAAUGAGUUACAAGAUGAGUUGAUGACCAUUCGACUUAGAGAAGCUGAAACACAGGCAGAAAUAAGAGAAAUUAAACAAAGGAUGAUGGAAAUGGAAACACAGAACCAAAUCAAUAGUAACCAUCUUCGAAGAGCAGAACAAGAGGUGAUCAGUCUACAGGAGAAGGUGCAGUACCUUUCUGCACAGAACAAAGGACUGCUUACUCAGUUAAGUGAAGCAAAACGCAAACAAGCAGAGAUUGAGUGCAAGAACAAAGAAGAAGUGAUGGCUGUGAGACUUCGGGAAGCAGAUAGCAUAGCUGCUGUUGCUGAACUACAGCAGCACAUUGCAGAGCUUGAAAUCCAGAAAGAAGAAGGAAAGCUUCAAGGACAGCUUAACAAGUCUGAUUCUAACCAGUAUAUUAGGGAACUGAAAGAUCAGAUAGCAGAGCUGAAUCAUGAGCUCAGGUGCCUAAAAGGCCAGAGGAGCUUCUCAGGCCAACCCCCGUUUGAUGGAAUCCACAUUGUCAACCAUUUAAUAGGAGAUGAUGAAUCAUUGCAUUCCUCCGAUGAAGAUUUUAUAGAUCAUUCCGUACAGGAAAGUAGCGUUGGCUUUCCUUUGCACAGAAAACCUGGCCCAGUGACCUUGGACCCCACUGUGGCAGAUGGCAGUGAGAGCGAUACAGAAGACAGUGUGCCGCAGACCAGAGAGAGUGAGCGCGGGGCGCAGCAGGAGCGGCACCCAAGAAGAGAGUCUUAUUCAACCACUGUCUGACCACCACUGUGACCUGGACUGUGGACUUUUUUAAGGGAUCAGUUAUAUGACUAAGGGUUUUGAACAUUAUCUGUUUCAUAUGUAAAUAUAUAGAUAUAUAGAGAUAGAUAUAUUUUACAAUCUUACCUGCCUUUUUAUCUUUGCCAAAUCUUCACCACUGACUUGCCAUUGCCAUACAGUAGACUGGUAAUAUGGUUAAUGGGAAAAAUAAGAAUCUAACAGUAUUACUGAAUAUUAAUGUUUCUUGUUUAUAAACUGCUAUUAUAUCUAUAUGUGGGAAUCAUUUUGAAGUGCAGAACUAUGGAAAAAUUGGAAUUUUUUUUUUUUUCAGACAAAACUGUUCUUGUGCAAUAUUUUCUGCUCAGUGAACAAAUUGUGUAUGUAUUUAUCAAUUUGUUUUCUGGGCAGCUGUCUACAAACAUGACCAAGAGAUAGAUCUAACUUUAUCUUGUUUUUGUUUAUGGUCUUUUUUUUUUUUUUUCAAUUAAAAUUAUUGUCUUAUUUGUAGGCCACUGAAAGUUCCCAAAAUAAAAGUAUUUCCUUAUAAUUUUGUAAAUGUAAAUGAAUAGUUACCUGUCUUGAGACUUUUAAGUUUUGUUUUAAUGUCUAACUUUAUGUGCAUAUGAUGCUUCUAUGUGUUGCCUGCCUACAGAGUAGUAGGUUAACUACAUAUAUGUAGUUUUUAUGUACAUUUUUAUAAAGCUGCAUCAUACAUCUUUAAACAUCAUUUUAUAUGGAGAAAAGUUAUUGCAAAUUGACUGCCUUCAGCAUUCUAACAGGACUUCUGUAAAUAAUAGGCUAAAAGAAAAUUGAAAAUAAAAACAAACACUAAUAUUUUAAUAGCUCUAGUAUUUUGCUUAGUUUCAACACUAGCUGAUUCAUAGUUUAAUUAAUGCUUGUUCAAAAACACUACUGGUGAAAUAUUUUUCUUCAUGUGAUAUAGCUAAGAAAUUUUUAAUAAUUAAAGAGGUUAUGUUAAAGCACAUGUUACUUAGUGCUAAUAUACUACUUAAGAUAAUUUAGGCAGGCGAUUGAAGUCCAAGAUACACAGUUAUAUCUAUAAGUAAUCUGUGAACAUUAUCUUCAGAUUCUCUAGCUACUAAUAUAUACAUAAAGCCAUAUGAAUUCUUACCUAUCAAUUCUUUCUUUUUUAUCAAAUCUAGAUUUUCUUAGAAAACUGAAUGCUUGUGGAGGAAACACCCAAAUCACGCUUACACUUUGGAACGACAAGAAUGUGGUAACUGGAUGCUUUUACUCUCAUUUUCACCAGAGGAUAAUAUGAAGGUGAAAUUGCGUUUAUAGAGAGGCACAGUUUUGCACAAUAUGUAGCACGCAGGAAAAAAAAAAUCUGUGUAAUGGAAAUGAGUAGAAGAGACAAAAACAGUUUUGUCUAAAACCAGGAGUCUAGCCUAUGGUACACAUGGAUGAGGCUUUUCCAAGAAGCUCUUCAUAGCUAUUUGCUUGACAAACAAGAAUGAAAACAUGCAUGCAACACGUUAACUUAUUUACCUGUGGUCACAGGCUAUCAGAACCAAGAUUUUAAUCUCAAUCUCUCUAACACCAAAAUAUUUGAAAAGGUUCAGCUAACAAAUUUCUCAAUUUCAUGCACUUCUGAUAAUUGAUAUGAUUUAAAUAAAUUUUAUUCAAAUGUGCUUCCUGAAUGUAUUUGUAGGUAUGUAUCUGUUUAAAUUAAUAUUCAAAAGCUCUACAUAGCUUAUGAGUAUAUAUACUACUCCUAAAAUUUUUUGACUAGUACUUUGGAGGUUCUUGUUUCAGUUCAUUACUGUCGGCCCUGAGGUGGUUGGUGCCCAUAUGAAGUCUGGUGAUUCGUGGCCACAUAAUAAUUCUGACUCCCCACAUCAGAUAACUGAUUGAUUCAGAGGUCAGCAAUGACAGCCUUUGAGCCAAUUCCAGACAACUACCUGUUUUCACGUGGUCCACGAUUUAAGCAGGGUGGUUACAUUUUUUGGCAUUUGGGGGAAAGUAUCAAAAGAAUCAUCUUUAGUGUCACCUGAAAUGCUUAUGAAAUUCAAAUUUCAGUGUCAGUAAAGCUUUCAUGGCGUACACCCAUGCUUAUCCAUUUACAUAUUAUAUGUGGUUGCUUUUGUACUACAAUGGCAGGGUUGAGUAGUUGGCACAGGAGUAGACAGUUCUCAUAGCCUAGAAUAUCUCCUGUCUAGCAUUUUUGCGAAAAAAUUUGCUGACCUUUGAUUUCAGUGCAGAAAAUGCAAGCUUGCUUAGUUUCUCUUAGUAGAAAAUCAAGCUAUUUAGUUUUGCAGUUAAGCUACAGUGGUUUGGAAACCUAAAAUUUCCUGGUGGAUCUUAGAACUAUACCAAAUGGAAAGUAUGCCAACUAUUUUAUAUCAUAAAGUCUUUGACACUGUAUACAAGUUCAGAAGGAAAAUGUACCUUUGGAAAUGGGAAAUUCCAGAAUCCCAGCUCUGUUCUUUAAAGCAUGCAUUAUUGACUUUUGUGGUGUCUUUAUUGAGUCAUUGUUUUAAUUUGACUUUAAAAUAAGAACAUCUUUCUAGAGAAUUUCCCAAUGACUCUCUCUAGCUAGGAAUUAGAUAUUAAAACAAAUUUGGUAAAUAACCCUUACUCUUUUGAUACUCUUGUAAUUUGAACAGUGAAAAAACUACAAACAACAAUCUUCACAUUUAAGAACUUUGAUUCAAAUACUCUUUAGAAAUCUUCCUGGGAAAAAAAGUUAAAAUGUAAUUUUACACAAUUUAUACCAAUUUUAUUGAUAUUAAACACUCAGUGUUUAAUGAUACAGUGAGAAAUAAGUCCCAACUAACUGCCCAAUUAUUUUGAAAGAAACAACUUUUUCUUAGUGUUGAACAUGAUGCAGCUGUAACUCUCCAGAUAGUGCCUUUGAUUGAAACAAGGUUAGGUCUUUGUAAUUAUUUUGUUUUUGACAUCAGAAGAAAUGACUUGACUCCUCAUCCCCCUUUAUAUUCUGAAUAGUACACUACACUUUUCAGAUUUAAAGUAAAUCUGAAAGGUAAGGCCUUUCACAGCUUGAUUAUUGUGUAGUGCCAGGUAUCGACAGCUAACAUUCAUGAGGUCACUGAUUUACUUUAUUAAAAUGAUGAGCUUGAGCCUGAAAGUUAUUGCUGCUCUCUCAUUAAAGUAAUACUUUUUAAAUUUUAAUUUAAUUCCUUCUACUGAAAUUAAAUUUUCUGAUCAACAGUGGACUGAAUGCUAUUUGUAACUCAAGUUUUCACACACAUCCAUUGAUCUACCUAUCCCUUCUUUUCACUCCAAAGAAGAGAUGAUAAAAUAAUACAUUAAAUAUACUAUAGAUAUGCAAAAUUAUAAUGUAUUUUCAUUUUAUUGUUGGAAUUUCUUAUUGUAACAUUGUAUGAUAACCUGAAAUGUUUACUUGUGCCUUUGCUUUGAACAAUUAAAGUUUUCCAUUUUAUAAGAUUUCUGUUUUCUUAAACUAUUCAACUGAAAAAGGGAGAGACAUCAAAAUACUAUUUAAAAGUGCUUGACCUGACAUCAGAUAGAUAUUCAUCAGUGAGAUUUGUGGUCCAUGGAUACAAAGGUCAAAUCUAUCUGUAUUUGUGCCUGUAAAUCAAUACAACGGACAGCCUGGCCCAUGGUAUUUUUCACAUAAAACCAGAUACCUACAUUUGUUACUUCUUUAUUUUUGAAAAUAUUAAUUACAGCAUUUUAAUCUCACAUUCUAUUAUAGAUAAUUAAAUUAGCCUCAGUUUGAUAAAUGUAUUCAAGUAUAUCAUUUGAAUAUGCAGAUGGAUGUUAUUGUGAAAAAGAAAAAUUUUGUCUUCUACAUCUUUAUUACAAUGUACUACAUAAUUUCUUUUGGGGGAAAAAACUUUUUCUUAGUGUGAAACAUGAUGCAGUUGUGACUCUCCAGAUGGUGUCUUUGAUUGAAAGCAAAGGUAUACCUUUGUAAUUA
Messenger RNA from Condylura cristata (star-nosed mole), 6792 nucleotides. RefSeq names its product ecotropic viral integration site 5 (gene EVI5). NCBI's taxonomy places the organism in Eukaryota, Metazoa, Chordata, Mammalia, Eulipotyphla, Talpidae. The transcript is spliced from 20 exons. The coding region runs from base 390 to 2867 and encodes 825 amino acids. The record is from RefSeq and is a predicted model, not a curated record.